AUGCAAGUGUGUGAACGUACAUGCAGCUCGUUCGCCGUAGCGCACACAGAAACUUCAUCUACUUCUAUCAAACAAAGACUUUUGUGCAACAGAGCUGGUGUACACACACCUAAAGCGACGAAGCGGAAAAAAAAUAAAACCAGAAAGGACGUUCAAUAUUGUUCGUGUCAUUUGACUACGGUAUUCAGCAAAGACGGAACGGUAAUCACAAGAGGCUGUCUUGGACACGUGGGGCAUGAGUUGGACCCAGCACUGCUAAGAUUCUCUGACGAGCAGAGAAUGUACCUGAAGAAUCUGCUCGAAGAGCACCCUAUGGACUAUAUUAUUACUUGCCUCCGUGAGAGCGAUCCAACAAUGUCUACCAGACUGUCAUAUGUGGCGAAGGUUGACCUUCAUAAUAUUGCUAGGAAAUACAAUGUGGUGCCAAAAUUGAAGUAUGGAGAUGAUGCUACUUCUUCGCGAUCUUGCUCUGAAGAGAAAAAUCCCGACUAUGGCGUCAUUGAGAACGAUGAUAAGGAAUACGGUUCAGUACUACCUGAAGAUAUGGCUGGGAAAGAUGAUGGUAUGAUCAUCGUAGACGAUGACGGUGACCUAUCGCCCUUGGAGGCCGAUGUGAAAGAAUCCAUAAAGAUAGAACAAAUUCGACGAGAAGCAGGUGCUCGUAAACUGGAUGCUAUAAAAACUACUUGGGCUGCUGUGGAAGCUUCGGCAACUUUUUUGGCUAAGCUUGGUACAAAAAGCUCAAUAGGAAAAUUGGAGGAAAUACUGGGUCAUCUACAAACAGCAGCACGAAUUGCAACAUUCUCAUAA
Messenger RNA from Cooperia oncophora, 810 nucleotides. The record is from the annotation of a GenBank genome assembly. Lineage: Eukaryota; Metazoa; Nematoda; Chromadorea; Rhabditida; Trichostrongylidae.